AUGCCGCUCCAUCUGUUGGGCAAGAAAUCAUGGAACGUCUACAAUCCCGAGAAUAUCGCUCGGGUCCGUCGCGACGAGGCCCGAGCAAAGGCUCUUGAGGAAGAACAAGAGCGGCGCAUGCAAGAAAUUGAUGCAGAGCGACGCAUUCAAAUAUUACGUGGACAACGACCGCCUACCCCACCUCCUCCGCCUCCGGCUGUAGAGGAAUCAGUUACAAGCGGACAGGACAAGAGACAUGGCGACGACUUCACGAGGCACCGGAAGCGGAGACGUCUCGCAGGCGAGGACGAUACAGAUAGAGACAUCAGGUUAGCAAAAGAGGAUGCUGCGCUGGCCGCAGCGAAACGGGAUGAGUUGCUGGCUGCGUCCGUCAGACCGGAGCGGGAUGACCACGUGCCUAUUGUCGACAGCGCGGGCCAUAUCAACCUCUUCACCGCGGAGAUGACGCGGAAUCAGCGAGCAGAGAAGAACGCAGAGGCGGAGGCGGAAGCCUCUAAGAAGAGACGCGAGCAUGAAGAUCCAUAUACGAUGCGAUUCUCGAACGCCGCUGGGUACAGAGAAUCAGCUGGGCAGAGACCAUGGUAUUCGACAUCAGCACGUGAAGUGAUGGCACCGGAUCAUAUGCCUGACAAGGAUGUCUGGGGCAACGAGGAUCCCAUGAGGAAAGAAAGAGAAAGGGCCCGUCUUGAUGCAAACGAUCCGUUGGCGGUCAUGAAAGCGGGGGUUCGACAGCUCAAACAGGUAGAACGGGAGCGCAAGAAGUGGCAAGAAGAGAGAGCAAGAGAACUGGAGGAGUUGAGGAGAGCAGAGAAAAGUUCGAGCCGGAGACGACGAAGGAGGUCGCGAUCCCGAUCUCGAUCUAGAGACUCCCUCAGCAGCCUCGAAGGCUUCAGUUUGGAUGCUGUACCUGAGAAGGAAGGCUCUCGGAACGAUGAUAAGUAUCGCAAGAGACAUAGACACCGACAUCAUCAUCACUCUCAUCGUCACCGACAUGGCAGUCGAGAACGCGACUCCGAACACAAACAUCAUUCGCAUUCUCACCGCUCUCACCGUCAUCACAGGGAUGAAGAAGAUCGCUCGAGACAUCGGUCACACGCGUGA
Molecule: messenger RNA, 1101 nt
Organism: Rasamsonia emersonii CBS 393.64
Lineage: Eukaryota; Fungi; Ascomycota; Eurotiomycetes; Eurotiales; Trichocomaceae
Exons: 2
Coding region: 1-1101 (366 amino acids)
Source: RefSeq, a predicted model, not a curated record